GUCGAAACUGACGUGGAGACCCCAAGGAUCGAAUCGUGGACCUCAAGCUCUGAAGGUCGCUCACUAACCAACUGAGCUACGCAUACUCCUAAGAAAGGAGAAAGAAAGAAAUUCAUAACUCUCGGACACCAACUCCUUAAUGACAGCCAUCCAGCAACUGACAGCCCCUAAUGGCACACUGGAGACUAUGUACCACAGGGAAUGUGAAGAGCAAAGGGAUUGGCAAACCUCUUGAAGAAAAAUAAUAGUAAAUGAAGAUAUACCAAAGCAGUAGACCAAACAUCAUUCCCUUGAGGAUGAAAUCCUCUGUUUGAGUGGCAUCCAUAUUAGUCUAUCCAAUCAAAAAGCACUGACGAACAAAGGUAUAUUACUCAAGGGAAUGCUCAUAGAUACCGAAAUCCUCCUGCAAAACCAGGAGAAGCUUAUAUACCAACAUCUCAAGAACAAAUUGCAAAUAUUAUAACUCAUGGAUUUUUUGUUGUACCUGCUUACCAAGCAAUGGAUACUCUUCAUCAUCUGGCACUUGAUAAGUCCUACAGCCAUAAAGCUAUAGCUUGGGUGUAUGGCAUCUCUCUUGUUCUUAUCUUUUCAAUAUCCACCUUCUUUCAUGUUAUUUCACUGAGUGGAAGAUUAAGGAAUUUGAGACAUAUUCUUCAUUUAUGUGAUCGUGGAAUUAUCUAUUUCUUCAUAGCUGCAUCUUACAUGCCUUGGCUGGUCCUGCGGGAUGUAGGAAUCUGGGGGGACAGACUCUCCUGGCUGCUGUGGAUAGGAGCCAUCAUGGGAACACUUUACAAUUGCAUAUUCCAUGAGAAAUACAAGACUUUAGAGACAGUAUUUUAUCUUAUGUUUGGAGUCCUUCCUUCCUUGCCUCUCAUCUUCCAAGCGUCUGACACUGCUGGACUAAUAGAAGUAGCACUGGGUGGAGCGUUYUACAUCGGGGGAGUGUACUUCUUUAAAUCAGAUGGAAAAAUAACAUUUGCGCAUGCAAUAUGGCACGUUUUCUGUGCCACUGGAGCGUGCUUACAUUUUUAUGCAGUAUAUACUCAUUUAUAUUGAUCGUUAUACAUAUGUACCAGGUAUAUAGAUUUGUACAUGUGUAAACAUUUAAAUUUUAAGUUGUCUCAUUUUUUCUUCCUUACUUAAUUAUUUCCUUCCUUUCUUCCUUUCUUCCUUUCUUCCUUUCUUCCUUUCUUCCUUUCUUCCUCUCUUUUUCUAUCAUUUCAAAUGUUUUUUCUCUUAUUAUUCCAAACCAGCAUUAUUAUUUGCUGCUUUACUAAAUUAUAAAUCGGACAUUUUUAUUAAUUUUAAGACGUUUUAAAUCCAUUAUAUUUGAGCUCUGAGGCUGAGCAAAAGUGUUGAAUUUUUAAGUGACGCAAAUGGAAAUUAAUUUUGGUUAACGAAGUAUAGAGGUAGGCAAUUACAAGAAGUUAUUAUCAAGACAUCUCUUGAUUUUAUUUCAUUGUGGCUACAAAGAAAAACRAAUUACCUAAA
This is a messenger RNA of Actinia tenebrosa (Australian red waratah sea anemone), 1491 nucleotides long. RefSeq names its product monocyte to macrophage differentiation factor. Gene Ontology annotation, cellular component: membrane. Lineage: Eukaryota; Metazoa; Cnidaria; Anthozoa; Actiniaria; Actiniidae. The record is from RefSeq and is a predicted model, not a curated record.